GGUGGGGUCCCACCCACUCCCUCUCAUAAUCCACUAUAUAAACAGCAGCUCUAGCUCAUCCGAAAACCAACAUUUCCCAAUCUCUGCAACAAUAUGUCUCUCUGCGUUCUAUCUCUGCUCAUGCUCUCAUCAUUCUCAGUCAUUCCCUUCACACUUGCAGAUUCUGGAAUGAUCGGAGUAAACUACGGCCGGAUCGCGAACAAUCUCCCGCCCCCGGAGAAGGUCGUCGAGCUUCUCAAAUCCCAAGGGAUCAACCGCGUCAAGCUUUACGACACCGACUCAUCCGUCCUCGCCGCGCUCGCGAACUCCGGCAUCAAAGUCGUCGUCUCCCUCCCCAACGAGCACCUCUCCGCCGCCGCCAAGGAUCAGAGCUACACCGACGCCUGGGUCCAGGACAACGUCAAGAAACACACGCCGGCGACCGAUAUCGAAGCGAUCGCCGUCGGGAACGAAGUGUUCGUCGAUCCCGGGAACACGACGGCUUACCUAGUUCCCGCGAUGAAGAACGUCCGGAGCUCGCUCGCUAAGUUCAACCUCGACGAGUCGAUCAAGAUCUCGUCGCCGCUCGCUCUGAGCGCGCUGGCGAAUUCGUAUCCUCCUUCGGCCGGUUCUUUUAAACCGGAUUUAAUCGAACCGGUGAUUAAACCGAUGUUAAAUUUUCUCCGCGAAACGUCGUCGCAUCUGAUGGUGAAUGCUUACCCCUUCUUCGCCUACGCUGCGAACGCCGAUAAGAUCUCGCUGGAGUACGCGCUGUUCAAAGAGAACGCCGGGAAUGUGGAUUCCGGCAACGGUUUGAAGUACGAGAAUCUCUUGGACGCGCAGAUCGACGCCGUUUUCGCGGCUAUGUCCGCCGUGGGAUUCAACGACGUUAAAGUCGUGGUGACGGAGACGGGAUGGCCUUCCGCCGGAGACGAGAACGAGAUCGGCGCCGGUUCGGCUAACGCGGCUGCUUAUAACGGCGGUUUAGUGAAGAGAGUGUUGACGGGAAACGGCACGCCGUUAAAGCCUAAGGAGCCGCUCGACGUCUAUCUGUUCGCUCUGUUCAACGAGAACCAGAAAACGGGGCCCACGUCCGAGAGAAACUACGGGCUGUUUUACCCGAACGAGAACAAAGUGUAUGACGUUCCGUUCUCCGCUAAGUCAGCGCCGGUUGACGAUAGCAAAGAGAAUGUUCCGGUUAAGUCACCGUCGUCGACGCACGUGGGACAGACGUGGUGUGUGGCGAACGGGAAAACGUCGAAGGAGAAGCUACAGGAAGGUCUGGACUACGCUUGCGGCGAAGGAGGCGCUGAUUGCCGUCCGAUUCAAAAGGGUGCCACGUGUUACGAUCCGGAAUCGUUAGAGGCACACGCUUCUUAUGCGUUCAACAGUUACUAUCAGAAGAACGCACGUGGUGCUGGCACGUGCGAUUUUGGUGGUGCAGCGUACGUGGUCUCGCAACCUCCUAAGUACGGGAAAUGCGAGUUUCCAACAGGGCACUGAAAUGGAAAUUGAGGAUCCGGAGGAUUAAUUUAGUUGCAGUUUCUCGUUAUUUAUUUUAUAUAUUGUUUAGUCACUCGAGAUUAUAUGAUUAUUUAUUUUCGUAGAUUUCUUAUCAUUUUAUUGUAUAUUUGGUUGGUUUCGUCGGUAUAACAAUAGUCUCAGUAUUUUA
Messenger RNA from Raphanus sativus (radish), 1651 nucleotides. RefSeq names its product glucan endo-1,3-beta-glucosidase 13. Gene Ontology annotation, biological process: carbohydrate metabolic process. The record is from RefSeq and is a predicted model, not a curated record. The coding region runs from base 94 to 1482 and encodes 462 amino acids. Lineage: Eukaryota; Viridiplantae; Streptophyta; Magnoliopsida; Brassicales; Brassicaceae. Gene Ontology annotation, cellular component: plasma membrane. The transcript is spliced from 3 exons. Gene Ontology annotation, molecular function: hydrolase activity, hydrolyzing O-glycosyl compounds.